Molecule: messenger RNA, 399 nt
Organism: Colletotrichum aenigma
Lineage: Eukaryota; Fungi; Ascomycota; Sordariomycetes; Glomerellales; Glomerellaceae
Exons: 3
Coding region: 1-399 (132 amino acids)
Source: RefSeq, a predicted model, not a curated record
AUGUCACUCCGCAAUCAAACCGAUGGAUACAUGGUGGUACGGCCCGAGCUAACAAAGCACGACAUACACAAAGUGUCCAUCGUCCACUUCUCUUUCAAGACUAAGAGUAUUGAUAGAGUCGAUCUAAUACCGCAAGGGCUCGACAGCAACACAGCUCCUCUAUUCACGGCCCUCUCCGAACUUCGCAGCGAAAUAUCUUGUGUAGUCGUCUCCCGAGAAAGACAUCUGUACAAGCUUGAUUUCCCCAAUGGUCUGGGCAGAAACAGGCCAAGCCAGCUGCACAAGAUCAUUGACAAAUAUCGCAUUCUGAAGAUCAUGGUGAACAAGAAGGACGACAAGCUCCUCGCUUUUGGAACUAAGAGAGCGAGCCACAGAAUUAUCCUACUGGAGAUCAGCUAG